CAGUUUUCUCUUUCUCUUUACUUUAAUUUACUUUUACUUCACCAUCUCACUUCCUCUCUCUCUCUCUCUUAUGAUGACAAUGGGUGGCGACUCUGAUCACCGGAAACCUACUAAUUUCGGCACCGGACCUUUAUCUCGGCGAAGAUCAUGGUGUUGCUCUUUCGCCGUACCUCCGGCGAGUCCUGAUGCCCUUUCAAUUUCAUCUCGUAACCACAUUCAAGCUAAAGCUCAGCAGCAGAGACCCAAAACUGGUCCCAAAUCGGUUCCUUGCUCACCGCAAAGCUCUAAAUCUCCUCUAAACAUCGUGGGUCGAAUCGACCCGCGUCGGAUCUUAUCACCGGGUCGGGUUUCACCCAUAGAUUCGGAUCUCGCCAUCGAUACCAUGCAAGAGACUGAGACCACUCACGAAGACGAAGAGGAAGAUGUGGUGGUUGUAGGUUCAGCUCCGAAUCUGCGCUCAGAGAGUUUCAGAGCUCCGAAGAUUGAUGUUACUGUCUCAGGUUCGGUUUCAAGUGAGGGUUACGAUGCUAGGUUGAGCCUAAAGGGGAGAAACGGUGGUGGGGUUUUGGUGUUGGAGCUUAGCUCGGAGGUUUUGGCUGCGAAUUCAGAUGUUUUCGCGGGUUUGAUUGUGGAGAACAAAAAGUGUUCUUCUUUAGGGUUGAAGAACACAUGCAGGAUUGAAGUUUGUGAUGUGGAGAAUCUUGGUGUUUUCAGGGAUGCUGUGGAACUUAUGUUUGAGGAAAGUAAUUGUAUCAUCAACAAGUUGAUGAAAAUGGGUGUCUACAGAGCCAUUGAUGUACUCGAGGUAGCGGCUGGAAUCAAAUUUUCAAGAGCUGUCUUGUCCUGUCUGAAAUAUCUUGAAGCUGUUCCUUGGACAGAGGACGAAGAGGAAAAACUGAGGAGACUUCUUGCAAUUCAUAACUUCGAUGAUGCUGCAACCAGCGAAAUUUUGGCAAGGUUUAAUUCAAAUGAGACAGAAAACGUGCAAGACAGCUUGUCGAAGAAACUCGUUUGGUCAAUAACUUCCUGCAGUGAUGUAAAUCCUAGAAACGAGCUCAAGUCUUUGGUUAAAGGUCUUCUUUGCAAAAGUUCAGUGUAUGAGAAAGAACAGCCUGAGAUCAACAAGGAUGACAUAUAUAGAGCAGGCAAGUGCUGUGUCGAUUCACUAGCUAAGCUGUUUGAAGAGGGCAGUAAUGAGAGUAACAAGAAAGAAAAGCCAUUGAUUGAAGGAAUUUCGAGGGAGGUAGAGAACAUAAACUGGCUGCUGGAGAUCAUGAUAGAUUGGGAAAUAGCAGAGGAAUUUGUGGAGAUAUGGGGGAAGCAAAAAAGGCUAGUGGAGAUGCAUGAGAGGGUAUCGGCAAUGGUGAGGUAUGAAGUAAGCAGAGUCACAGGAGCGAUAUUUAUUGCAAUGGGGAAAAGGAGAGUGCAAUGCGGAGGAGAAGCAAGGGCGGGGCUAGUAGAGGCGUGGUUCAAGCCAAUGUUAGUAGAUUUUGGGUGGCUACAAAGAUNUUUUUUUUUUUUUUUUGUUAUUGAGCUAAAUUAG
Messenger RNA from Camelina sativa (false flax), 1543 nucleotides. The record is from RefSeq and is a predicted model, not a curated record. Lineage: Eukaryota; Viridiplantae; Streptophyta; Magnoliopsida; Brassicales; Brassicaceae.